UCUAUAGUUUAAAUGUCGUAUUUUUAAUAUGUUAGAGGUUUUCAUAUAGUUCUGGGAACAUGUUACAUGCUUAAAACUAUCAGUGCAACUAUCAUUAGCUAAUAACGGGAUGAAGCAUUUGCUGAACGCGCUUUGUGUUUAAUCACUGAGCUCUGCCUCUCCCACCGGCACGUCCAGGCAUUGUUUCCGAGCAUCCCAGAGAAAAAGUCCAUUGUUGUUGGGAACUUUUUAAUCUGGGGAUUUAAAGUCCAUCACAUGCUCGGACGGAGCAGCGCGCCGCUCCGCCACAGCUAACAUCCACACCGAGGAAGAAACCAUUCAUCCCGAAACCACAGUGAAAUGCCAGGACUUUAGAUCGCCGGGGGAGCUUAUUUAUUUAUUUUAAACUGAUAACCCCCACCGAGGGAAAUUUGGGCAAAAAAAACAUGACGCUCAAGUACAGCCAGCGGUCUCUGAUUGUUCUGUCUUUACUGGGGAUCUUGUCGGCCAUCAUGUCCGUCCUGUCGGUGAUUUUGAUUUUCCAGCUGCAGUCCCACCAGACUGCGGUGAAGGAGUCUCCCCCGUCCAUCUCCGCGCUCCUGCCCGCUCACGUCUGGGCCGUCCUGCCGCCGGUGUCCACGGUGCUCUCCGCCCUGUCCCUCACCCUCAACAUGAGCUCUGUGGUGGUGUGCCUCCUCCACAGCUACUUUUCCACCGAGGUCUGCAGAGGGGAGCAGGACACUGAGAGAGCAGACUGGUUUCUGUUGGACAGCAGAGCUGUACGACAUGUGGCUAUUGGACUUUUCUGCCUGGGGGUUUCCGUCUACUUGGCAGCUAUGUCCAUCUUCAUGCUCCUAAUAUUUGAGAUAGAAACAGGUAUUGCCAGCGCUUGCGUGCUCGCCUCUGGGAUUCUGAUCCUGCUGUUGGCUGUGAUACACUCUCUGGUCAAAGCGUCGCACAAGUCCAAGCACUACCGCGGAGACAACUUUGACACCCUCUAUCAGAACGACCACAGGAGCAGCAGCGCGCCAGUCUCUCGGCCCUGCGAGCUCAAGAUCGGUGUGGACAAACCGCGGAUUCAUCGCAGCCAGUCUCACGUCCAGCAUCCAAUCACCUACCCUCUAUGCAGCAACCCGAGACAGCGUGAACAGUAUCAGCAGCAGCAGCACUCCCCAACUGGAGGUUUGCCAGGCCAGUCCAGUGAUAAAGACGGUUACAGCAGUGGUGGCAGCUGUCCUCGAAUGCACAGGACCCUGUCUACUGAAUCUGGUUUACUGCAGGCUCAGGUUAAACCCUGGAAUGGGGUCAACAACGAGAUGAGGAGCGUCCUCGCGCGCAAGUCAGGGAUUUCUGCGAAAGACUCCACUCUCGUGUGA
Messenger RNA from Mugil cephalus (flathead mullet), 1355 nucleotides. It is a transcript of the gene tmem221, whose product is annotated as transmembrane protein 221. The record is from RefSeq and is a predicted model, not a curated record. The transcript has 3 exons. NCBI's taxonomy places the organism in Eukaryota, Metazoa, Chordata, Actinopteri, Mugiliformes, Mugilidae. Bases 426 to 1355 code for a protein of 309 amino acids.